Molecule: messenger RNA, 1321 nt
Organism: Pseudogymnoascus verrucosus
Lineage: Eukaryota; Fungi; Ascomycota; Leotiomycetes; Thelebolales; Thelebolaceae
Exons: 3
Coding region: 96-1187 (363 amino acids)
Molecular function (GO): oxidoreductase activity, acting on NAD(P)H
Source: RefSeq, a predicted model, not a curated record
UUAUCACCUGUUAAAAGAGGAAGAAUAUAAAAAGAGCAUUACGUGUUUGGUACUAUCUUUACACCCGUCAGUUUUAUCUACGAUCGGUCUAAAUCAUGAAGGAAGUCAUUGUUCACCCUCGGCCCACACUGCACACAGUGAUCCAUGAUAUACCGGUUCCUAGUCCUGGCCCCGAUGAGGUCGUUAUAGAAGUGAUUGUCGCGGGAAGCAAUGUUAAAGACUGGCUCCACAUUACAACACAAGGUCUAUCUGUCAACAGCGGUGAUGACAUUGCCGGCACCAUCUCCGCGCUCGGUGAAAAUGUCGAAGCUACGGGCGAAUUCAGCAUUGGUGAUCGCGUUGCUGCUUUCCAUCCUAUGCUAAUGCCUGGAGGAGCGUACGCCGAGUAUGCAACAGCUCCUGCUCAUACUGUGUUUAAGCUCCCCAGAGGAACAAGUUUCGAAGAGGCUGCCACUAUCCCUCUCGUUACCUUGACAGCGGCUUUGUCGCUUUUCCGCCGUCAGGGCCUGCCUCCUCCAUGGUCGCCACGGACAUCGAGCAUGGAACCAGUUCCUCUCAUCAUAUAUGGCGCCUCUUCUGCUCUAGGAUCCUUUGCUAUCAAACUCGCGAAAAUAGCGAAUAUUCACCCUAUUAUCGCCAUUUGCGGUGGCAGCAAGAAUUAUGUGACCACACUUCUGGACUCGGCUAAAGGAGACACUCUUGUGGAUUACCGUGAAGGCAUAGACUCCAUGAAGGCUGCAGUCAGGGUAGCGCUAGGGCCACUGGAUGCGAAACAUGCUCUGGAUGCUAUUAGUGCGAAUGCAACUUGGAUUCCAUUGUCUCAAAUGCUGAGUUCGUCAGGAAGCCAGAUGUCUGUCACCUCAGGUGGUAACAAAUACGACGAUGCUGAGAUUCCCGCUGGGGUAGAGAUCAAGUAUACGUACGUUGGCACAGCACAUUAUGGUGCGUACAAAACGGGCAUGCCGAAACAACCCAUCGACAAAGAGAGCGUUGAGGGUGACGUCGAGUUUGCUUAUCUCUUCGUACGAUACCUGUCACGGUUGCUGGCUAAAGGCAGGUUUGAAGGCCAUCCAUAUGAAGUCAUUCCAGGAGGUUUGGACGGGGUGGCCAGAGGCCUGCAAAAGUUAAAGAAUGGCGAAGCAAGAGGAUUCAAGUAUGUAUAUAGAAUUAGCGAGACGAGUGGGUAAGGAGUGUAUACCAGAUGCCAUGUUGGCACGUUGAUGUAGUUCACGGGAAGCUAUGAAGCAAUAUAUCUCGAUAUAGGUGUGAUAGAGCUCAAAUAUGCUACUGUUGACCCAGACAGUUGCCAUGUGAUCGAGGG